GCACCGCUUGUACCUAUUCGUUAAUUCCGAUCAGCCUACUACGCGAACAACUUGGCCAUGCACCUUGUUUGCAUAAGCACGCCACGUCUGACCCACAUUUGCCUGUGCAGAAGGAUGCAAACAUCCAUCAAUGGCGACGGACGAAGUUCGACGAACAUCAUGGCGCAUGGAGUUACACAAAAGCGUUUCGCACGAAUAUGGCAUGUGAUGCAAAGGAGAAAGAGCGUAGGAUAUAAGGACGAAGGAACUCACCAUGACUGCUUCCACUACAUACCUCCAAGUCGUGCAAGUUCACUCAGCGAGCUUCAACAGUUUUCCAGUCUAUUUUCACCAAGCCGAGAUUCAUCAUACUCUUUGAAUCACUCGCCGAAAUGUCUCGCUACGCCGAAGCUCACAAGCUGGCCAACCUUCGCGGCGCUGGCGAUGCACGACCUACUGCCCUUCAGGUCAUCCAGGAUGAAGGCUUGACCGGCAGGCUUACUGACAAGGUGUUCCUCAUCACCGGUGUCUCCUCAGGCAUCGGCAUCGAAACCCUGCGCGCUCUCCACACCACGGGCGCCCACGUCUACGGUACCGUCCGCGACCUCGCCAAAGGACAAAAAGUCGUCGACGCCAUCCUUUCCGAGGCACACCCCUCUGGCGGCAAGAUCACUCUCAUCGAGAUGUCGCUCGACAGCUUCGCCAGCAUCCGCUCCGGAGCCGCAGACUUUCUCUCCAUGUCCAACAACACUCUGCACCUCCUCGUUGCUAACGCCGGCAUAAUGGCAACCCCCUACGGCAAAACCGUCGACGGUUUCGAAACCCAAUUCGCCACAAACCACCUCUCGCACUUCCUGCUCUUCCAGCUCCUCAAGCCCGCGCUCCUCGCCUCCGCAACCCCUUCCUAUCCCUCCCGCGUCGUCAGCGUCUCCUCAACAGGCCAUAUCCUCGGGCUCCCUCUCUUUGACGACUACAACUUCGAGUCCACCCCGUACGAUCCCUGGCGCGCCUACGGACAAUCCAAAACGAGCAAUAUCUGGUUCGCGAACAGUAUUGAGCGGCACUUCGGAAGUCAAAACUUGCACGCUACAUCCGUACACCCGGGACUCAUCACUGCUUCGAACUUGGGCACGCAUCUGCCGGACGAUCAGCAGGCGAUGUUCUACGAGCCGGAAGUACAGAGGACCGCGAAGAGUGUACAACAGGGCGCCGCGACGCAAGUCUGGGCUGCUGUUGGCAAGGAGUGGGCAAGCAAAGGGGGGAGGUAUUUGAGUGGUAUGGCGGAGGCGCUGAGUAACGAGGAGAAGGCGAAAGAGGAGGGGAUGCAUUAUAUGGCGAAUGAUGGGUACCAGAAGUGGGCGUAUGAUGGGGAGGGGGCAGAGCGGUUGUGGAGGGAGAGUCUUGGGUUGGUGGGGAUUGAGGCUGAAUGAUGUUGCGAUGCUGAGAGACUGCUUUGUGUUCGGCGUUGCGUUAAUAGUUAUUUUUUAUGGCAUAGAAGGAUUCUCGCUCUUGAAUCUAUCUUACUGGUGGUUCCUGAGAGA
Molecule: messenger RNA, 1520 nt
Organism: Macroventuria anomochaeta
Lineage: Eukaryota; Fungi; Ascomycota; Dothideomycetes; Pleosporales; Didymellaceae
Product: short chain dehydrogenase
Exons: 1
Coding region: 372-1409 (345 amino acids)
Source: RefSeq, a predicted model, not a curated record